Drosophila erecta is the source of this 4456-nucleotide messenger RNA. RefSeq names its product protein brunelleschi (gene brun). The coding region runs from base 392 to 4351 and encodes 1319 amino acids. The transcript has 10 exons. Lineage: Eukaryota; Metazoa; Arthropoda; Insecta; Diptera; Drosophilidae. Gene Ontology annotation, cellular component: trans-Golgi network. The record is from RefSeq and is a predicted model, not a curated record.
CAGAGCGACUAGUCGACAAGCACUGAUUGGACAAUUUCUUUGCCAAAGCAAACUGCAAAGGGUUUUCUGCGCUCAAAAGACCAUUUACGCAUCUUUUUCCUGGAGUUUUCGCCAUCCACGGAGUGCCCAGUAUCGGUCCCCAUGUGAAAGAGUCCAGUGGACUAGAGAACGGCCAAGAAAAAAGGCGAAAAGCGAGGUGAAAGCAGGCGGUUCUGUCAUCGAAAAGGGGGAGGAGGUGGCUCCUCUGAAGAAAUCGAAUCCAAUCGAGAGCCUAACCACUUGACAGCGACAUGGAACGGCUGUGAAGGACUUGGCAGAUGCAAAGGAAACUGGCACUCGCAUCCUCCGGACUGGGACAGGGAUUGGAUUUGAGAGCCGCGGCGCGGUGUAAAUGCGUGCUGCCGUUGGCCUGAUGCUGUCGCACGGUGCUGGUGGCAUGGAGCCAGCGAUGUCACGCCCGGACUACGAGCAGAGCGCCCUGCACCACAGCUGUCUGCUGGUGCUGCUCCGCGGCGUGGGUCCAUCGCGCGCCCGCAUCCUUCAGCGGGCGUUCGAGAAAGUGCGACGUGUCAAUCACAUCCGGGUCAAUGACUCCUCUGGCCAUCCUCGCUCCAUUUGGAUCCGCUUCGUUCACGAUCAUCCCGUGGAGCACAACGAUUGGGGCGACUUUCAGACCCAUCGCCGUCUGCUGGGACUUAUCACUAUUGGUAAAUUCGAUAGUCAAACCGAGCUCAAUGAGCUGUGCCGUCAGCACGAGUCCCUGAAAGUUCGCUACGGGUCUACACUGUACGAGUCCCGUGCCAUUUUCUUUGGACCCGAUGAGCCGCCUCUGGAAACCAUUGGGGAGGUGCUGGGACCCCCGACAUCUGGGGGACGACGCCUCCAAGACGAGUUCACAACGCCAUCGAACUUCAAGGCGCAGGCCUUCUUCUAUCGCGAACAGGAUUCGUGUGCCGAUCUCGAAGCUCGAAUUGGCGACUUUGCCAGUGCGCUGUUUUGGGUGCUAGAAUCACGACGGUUAGAGCGAUCUCGCGAGAAGGCGGACAAGGUGAGCCUGUUGCUGGCACCCUUUGAAAAGCGGGACUUUGUGGGCCUAGACAUGGAGUCGAGAAACAAUAGGAAAAGGUGCGUAGGUCGUGUGAUGAAGAACCUGGCAGAUCUUUCGCUGCAAGCCGGUCUGGUUGACGACGCUUUGAGUUUGUACCACAAUGCGAAUGAAACCUUGAGGUCGGUCGGUGAUUCCCUGUGGGUUGGGGCGACCGAGGAGGGUCUGUGUGCCGCUUCCGCAAUGCUCUUGUAUCCCCAAAUGCGAGAAACCGAGACUCUGCACAGAAACUCGUCGCUUCAGGAGGCGGGCACCUCUCCUUUAAAAAACACCCCUGAGAAGUGGCGUGCUAGCGACGCCACCAAAAAGAUUAGCGCCAGCGACGCCACCGCUAACAAUGUGGAUUCCUUCCAGCCACAGCAGCGCGUAACCUCGAACUCAUCUUCCUGCUCAUCCGUGUCUUCCCUGGUGACAACGGCGACCAAUUCCUCCGCCUCGGACACGCCAACAACAUCGUCUUCCUCCACUUCGACGAUAUCGGCAGCACCGAUACCAGGACAUCAAAGAAACGGCGAUCUACCGGGUAACAUCCUCAAGGCGGAGGAGAUCACCAACUACUAUCGGAAGGCCAUCAUCAACUACAGCAAGUAUAGACACGCAGCCACUAUAGAGACAGAGGCGGCCCUGAAGGCCUCGCGGAUUUGCAUCGAGCAGAAUCGUCCCCUGGAUGUGGCCAUGUUCUUGCAGAAUAUACUGUACAUAAACCUGAGCAUGAGCGAAGCCGAGCGAGUAAAGAGAUUUGAGGUUAUUACGGACCUGUACCAGCAGAUAGGAUACCAAAGGAAGGCGGCAUUUUUCCAAAGACUCGCUGCACUCAAGCACGUUCAGCAGGGCAGCCAAGCGCCGGACUGGAAUCAAAGUUACCGGCUCAUGUUAGGCAGCUUUACGGGGUACCGGCUUUGUCUCGACCCGUUGGAGGUGAUAGAAAAUGCAGCCGGCUGGCCGGCGUUGCAAAUCGAUCUGGUCCAGACCCUCAUAACGGCUGCCAGGCGUUUGGGACACUCUGCUUUGGCCACGCGGCACAUGACCUUUCUGCUGCAGACUCAGUGGGAUAACAUGUCGCCAACGGAGCAAAGCGAGAUGGCUGUGCAACUGCAGAAUUUAAGCGCUCAGUGCGAGGGCUCUCCUGUUCCCCUGGUGCUGGAAAAUGGCACUGUGAUACCACCCGCCAAUCUCACGGAUCUGCCCUACUGCCUCGAUCUUCAGGUUAAGGAUUUGCCCGCUCAUUUACGACCGCAAAGAAUAAAGGUGGCCAAAGCGGAUAGUGGACCUUUCUUAUUUACCCCCAUACACUUUAAUUCCGUGGACAGAAGGGACCAGAAAAAGGACAAAAAUAAAAUAGCCUUCCAGUGGGUGCAAAACGAUCUUAGUGAAGUGACGGUGCGCCUGCGGAAUCCCCUGCCCUUUGAGCUGGCCGUCACGGACAUGAGAUUGCUGACAAACGGCGUGGUGUUUGAGUCUUUGCCUCAGACUCUUGUCCUUCAGCCGCAUGUGCCCACGUAUGUGGCGCUACAUGGAACGCCAAUUGAGACCGGGCAACUGGAUCUGCAGGGCUACAGCACGCACACGCUCGGUGUGAAGUCAAACUGUCGCCUGAAGCACAUGCGUGGACGCAGCUUUCCGCCCAACUACGUGGUUGAUGUCAUACCCGCCCUUCCUAGAAUAUCUGUGAAAACUUCGCUACCACAGACAGCGACGUUUAGCAACAUGAACAGUGCGGAUAUCGUGGUGACCUCUGCCAGCUUGACGCUGUACAAUGGAGAAUCCUCCAGCUGCACGAUAACUAUUACUAAUGAGAGCGCCACGCUGCCACUGGAGCACCUAGAGUUUAGCAUCAACUCAAGUAUUGAGCCGGAGCUGCAGCAAAAAAUUUUCCAAAUAGAUGAGGAAGCCAUCAAGGCCAAGUUGCCAGUGCCUCCGCAGGGUACCAUCGAAAUUAUACUGGAUGUUUAUGCUGAAGCGGACUUCGUCUGUCCUCAACCACCGGCUUCAUUGCAUUCCGGCACUGCUCCUGGGGACUACGGUGCAGCGUCACUAUCGCACUACUCGAGCGUUUCCACCUCUGGGCAUGCCAGCUUACCCUCGAGAGUCGGUUCUCCACAUCAUCGUCGAAAUGAGCCACAGAAUUCCAGUUUCCGAUCGACCAUUUCAGGCGGUCCACCAUCGCUGGCUGCCCUAAGCCUGCAGCCUGGCGGCGGGGGAGGAGUAGGACCUUCCAGUCUUGGGUCACAAUAUAACCAGCACAUAGAGGCGCAAGUCAGAUUCAAGUACUCCGGCGGAGAGGCUUUGACGGCGGGCUACUGCCGCCAAUGUGCGGUGUCCUUUAAUCUAGAACUGUUGCCUAGCGCACAGAUUACAAGCUGGGAUGUGCUUCCCGCAGAGGUAGCCUCCCAAUUUUACCUGGUACUUGACAUCUCCAACCUAACCGCUCAAGAGAUGUCGCUCAACUAUACGGACACCAAGAAUAUACUCAUUGAGGCCAAAGAGAGCUGCCGGGUGCCCAUUCCCGUGGAUCGCUGCUCCCUGGAGAAAGUGGUGGCAGCUCGGGCAGCCGAGGCAGCUGAGAAUCUGGAAAGGGAACUCUGCUUUCGGACACAGUUGCUGUCGUUUAACGAUGCUUUGAGCAAGCUCUGCUCAAUUCACAUAGCCGAAAGGGUGAAAAUUAAUUGGCUGCUUACGGGGACGGAUAUCCAGGGAAUCGCCUCACUGCGAGGUAUAGUUCUCUCCCAGUCUAUGGUGGAUUUGACAGCUGUGUCGCCUUUGGAGUGGGCUAUCAGCUUUCAAGACACGCUCGUGCAGCCGCACAAUGAGAUUGUGUGUACGGUGGGCCAGCGGUCGCUGCUGAGCAUCCAGCUGGCCAAUCAAUCCCUGCAACCUCUUAGAAAUUUGGUGCUGAGCAUAAAGUUCUAUCAGGAUUACCUGAACGGAAUGGAAAAUUACAAUUUAGAGACACGCGUGGCCAUUUCAGGACCAAAUAGAAUUGCAAUACCACUACUGGAGAAGAACGAGAAGAAACAGCACACUUGCUCUGUGAUAUUCUUUACCCCCGGACGUUUCAAAGCCAGCAUCGAGUGUACCAGCAAUCCGCAGAAGUUGGAGCAGCCGGCGUCACUGCUAACCCGCUCCUGUCCGGCAGAAGCGGAGACUGCCGGCCAAUCGGUCAUGUUCUCCUCCAGCUAUGAUGAGCAGCAGCCGCAUGUGUGGAAACUAAUUCCGCCUAUCGAGGUGACCGUCGUGGAGCAGUGAAAUGUUACCUGUUGCUAGUUUAAUUUCGUUAUAAUGUUUGUGUAUGUAUUGUGUAUACACCCCUACUAAUCCCCUACUCUCGUUGAAAUAUUUGAUUCCCACGCC